UCCUAAAUGUAAUUUAAUUUAUUCUUAUAGGUGUAGCAUCUAUGACAGUGCCUGUGUACAUCGCAGAAGUUGCUCCGCCGCACUUAAGAGGCAGAUUAGUCACCAUUAACACCCUGUUCAUCACUGGAGGGCAGUUUUUUGCAAGCGUCGUGGAUGGACUGUUCAGCUACCUCGUGAAGGAUGGAUGGAGGUACAUGUUGGGGCUGUCAGCUGUGCCAGCAGUUAUACAGUUUUUUGGUUUCCUGUUUCUCCCUGAAAGCCCCCGCUGGCUGAUUCAGAAAGGCCAGACUCAGAGAGCAAGGAGGAUUCUGUCUCAGAUGCGUGGCAACCAGGCAAUCGAUGAGGAGUAUGACAGUAUCAAAAACAACAUUGAAGAAGAAGAAAAGAAGUUGGAGCAGGUAUGCUGUGAAUGCUUGUUGGCAUCUCUGUCAGUCAUUGAAGAGAUGAAAUGAGAAGAAAUGUUCACAUCAUAGCCUAUGGGAGCCUGAUGAUUUGCUGUUCUUGAUAGUUUUGCUGUUUAAUAUACUUCAUGUACUGGUAAUUUCAGAGUUGAAUAGAUGUUUCUCUGAUACUACAGUUUAAAUUUAAUUCUGUUUUCUUAAGUGAGGAAGAAGUUCUGUAAGAUUACAAGUUAUGCAAGCUAGAGUUACAUGAGAAUUGCACUCAAAAAAUUUCCCAUUUUAAGAAUGCACAUCUUGAAGAGUGGAAAUAAAAUAGUUUGGUUUCUCUCUUCAAAGAAAAAGGUCUAACAACCAUUAAGGUCAGAAGGCAUUUUGCAUGCAUGCGUUAUCCAGAGUCUAUAUUGUGGCUGAUCAUAAUUCCAGCUAAGCAGUUUUGGAAAGAUUUACAAAAUAAUUUUUCAGUAAGGGCAGUUUCUGAAGUCUUCUUAGUCUGCCCAAGAGAAUGCAGCAUCUUAAUCAAAUACUUUUAUACUGUUUUUGUAUCCUUAUGCUGUAAUUACUCAAAACUGUGUGUGUACGUAGACAGGUAUUAUAAAGCAAGAUUACCAUUCCAUUGACUAUCUUCUUGACUACUAAUUAAUUUUUCUUAGGUUUGUGCUGAAGUAGGAUAGGAAUCUUAAUUAAGUCUCUAAAGUGAGAUUUACCUUAGUUCUUGCUUCUUUAAAUGUAGUUAGUAUGGUAUUGUAACUUCUUACAGGAUGUGGAAAGAAAAAUGUGAUUUAUUUUACAGCUGUACAUACUGAGAUCUUAUAUCUGAUAGUAUCCAAUCUCAUUGCCUCCUUGAGUUUAACUUUGAAGCUUACAAUAGAAGAUUGGGUAGCUUGAAGUUACUGCAUUCAAAAUGUUCAAAUGUUCAUCACUGAUUUGUAGCAGGGCUGGAUUUGUUUCUUCCAUUAUUUUUCAGGCUUUUGGACACUUUUUUUUGUUUGUUUGUUCUUUAGCAGUGGAAAGAAAAGUUCUUUGAGUAGAUCUGACAAAAGACUGAAGUGGACAUUAUUAGAGCAGCUUGGAUUUUAAGAGUCUUGUACCAAGAUUCUCAAUCCUAAUUAGUCAUUGGACUGUUUGAUUCCAUGGAGAGCCACUUAAUGUCUGAUAUUAAUGUUUAUCUGCUUUGUAGAAAUAAAAGAAGCAGCUGUUUGGCUGGUUUGGUUCCUUGUUUUCAGUCACUGGGCUACACAGCACAACUUUGUUUCUCUCUUUUAACUCAUUUUUGUGCUGCUGCUUUGCAGUUUAUAAAUUUGUUGUUGUAAGAUUGUGGUAGGACUGACUCCAACUUGGUCCUUUUUGCAACUGUAUUUUGGACUGGCAGACCAGA
This is a messenger RNA of Meleagris gallopavo (turkey), 1776 nucleotides long. The record is from RefSeq and is a predicted model, not a curated record. NCBI's taxonomy places the organism in Eukaryota, Metazoa, Chordata, Aves, Galliformes, Phasianidae.